This is a messenger RNA of Lagenorhynchus albirostris (white-beaked dolphin), 948 nucleotides long. It is a transcript of the gene SNAP25, whose product is annotated as synaptosome associated protein 25. Bases 172 to 792 code for a protein of 206 amino acids. Gene Ontology annotation, molecular function: voltage-gated potassium channel activity; syntaxin-1 binding; SNAP receptor activity. NCBI's taxonomy places the organism in Eukaryota, Metazoa, Chordata, Mammalia, Artiodactyla, Delphinidae. The transcript has 8 exons. The record is from RefSeq and is a predicted model, not a curated record. Gene Ontology annotation, biological process: synaptic vesicle priming; synaptic vesicle fusion to presynaptic active zone membrane; exocytosis. Gene Ontology annotation, cellular component: synaptobrevin 2-SNAP-25-syntaxin-1a-complexin I complex; plasma membrane.
ACCUCGAGGAGGUCAGGCGCUGUCUUUCCUUCCCUCCCAGCUCGGCGGCUCCUCCACACUUGGAACCUGCAGGGACCGGGCGAACACCACCCUCUGGAGAAGCCAAGGUUCCGUGGCCAAACCCAUCACUGACACCCCAGCCCAGGCACCCCGCCAACCCCCACCCCUACCAUGGCUGAAGACGCGGACAUGCGCAAUGAGCUGGAGGAGAUGCAGCGAAGGGCUGACCAGCUGGCUGAUGAGUCACUGGAAAGCACCCGUCGUAUGCUACAACUGGUUGAAGAGAGUAAAGAUGCUGGUAUCAGGACUUUGGUUAUGUUGGAUGAACAAGGAGAACAACUGGAACGCAUUGAGGAAGGGAUGGACCAAAUCAAUAAGGACAUGAAAGAAGCAGAAAAGAAUUUGACGGAUCUAGGAAAAUUCUGCGGGCUUUGUGUGUGUCCCUGUAACAAGCUUAAAUCAAGCGAUGCUUACAAAAAAGCCUGGGGCAAUAAUCAGGAUGGAGUUGUGGCCAGCCAGCCUGCUCGUGUGGUGGACGAACGGGAGCAGAUGGCCAUCAGUGGUGGCUUCAUCCGCAGGGUAACAAAUGAUGCCCGAGAAAAUGAAAUGGAUGAAAACCUGGAGCAGGUGAGCGGCAUCAUUGGAAACCUCCGUCACAUGGCCCUGGAUAUGGGCAAUGAGAUCGAUACACAGAACCGCCAGAUCGACAGGAUCAUGGAGAAGGCUGAUUCCAACAAAACCAGAAUUGAUGAGGCCAACCAACGUGCAACAAAGAUGCUGGGGAGUGGUUAAAUGUGCCCACCUGUGUCCUCUUCCAAAUGCUGUCGGGCAAGAUGGCACCUUCAUGCUUUUUUCAUGGUAUUACCUAGUAGGUCUGCACACAUGCACACAUCAAUCCGCCCCCAUUGUGAAUGUUGUCUUGUGUCAUCCAUCAGCCCAACAAUACUA